AUGCUAGACAUUGGACCAGGGCUUCCAGGUGACAGGACAAUCAACCAAGUACCUGUUCCCUGGGAAGAUGAUAGCACUCUGCCGGAUUUCGUUGCAAACCAGUUUGAUGGCACAAAAGAGCUGGUUGUGCCAGUAAGGCUGGAGCGCAUUUUCAUUGCACCAAAUUUAGAACUCAUCGGAGGCAUCCAAAUCGUGUGGACGGACAACUUGGCAGAUCACCUGAGGAUGUCAGAAGAUGAUACAAAGGUGGCUAUAUAUAGUCAUUAUCAGUUUCUAAAGAUGAACCGCGACAACCCUCUCUUCCCUCCCGAGUUCGUGGAUGAAACUCUUCGGACGCUAGCUCUGCUCCUACCCCGGCGAGAUAGAAGGGUCUCCAAAUGGUUCCGGAAACAGCAAGGAUUGGAGGAACUUCGGAAUCGUGUUGAUAGCGAAGCAGCAAGUGAACGUCGAUUGAAGGCUGCAGAGAGACAGAUCAGCAAAUUCGUUUUCUGGCACGAUCGUCUUGUCAUACUGAAGCAAGCGUUUGAUGAGUCUCAACCGAAGAACUUGAGACAGUGGUGGAAUGACAAAAGGAAUCCAGUACAGUGGUACAACUUUUGGUUUGCUGUGGCUUUGAUUGUUGGGUUGACUGUUUUCUUUGGGAUUGCGUCCACUGUUGAGGGAGCAAUACAGGUGUAUAAAGCUUAUCAUCCUUCGCCUUCACCUUGA
Hyaloscypha bicolor E is the source of this 708-nucleotide messenger RNA. RefSeq lists its product as uncharacterized. The record is from RefSeq and is a predicted model, not a curated record. NCBI's taxonomy places the organism in Eukaryota, Fungi, Ascomycota, Leotiomycetes, Helotiales, Hyaloscyphaceae. The transcript is spliced from 2 exons. The coding region runs from base 1 to 708 and encodes 235 amino acids.